Theobroma umbraticum is the source of this 2356-nucleotide messenger RNA. RefSeq names its product putative amino acid permease 7. Lineage: Eukaryota; Viridiplantae; Streptophyta; Magnoliopsida; Malvales; Malvaceae. The record is from RefSeq and is a predicted model, not a curated record.
UCAUUUUAUUAUUUUUAUUUAUAUUAAUUAUUACAUAAAAAAUUAUUUUAAAGAGAUCAUUAAAAAUAUAUAUAGUAAAUAAAAAAUUUUAAAAAUUCUGUGACACAGGUUGGAAGCAACACGUAAGCGAGGUUUACAUUCAAUUCGAACUUGCUUCUAGCACCUAUAAAUUCUGUCACACACGACACCGGACUCGGAGAGACUUGCCUUAUUAGACGCCAUGGGAGAAGAACAUGUUGAUCAUCAGACACCAUUGUUGCAUAAGCAACAGCCACAGGAUGCUGUCAUUAACAGAACUGGGACUGUAUGGACCGCGGUGGCACAUAUAAUAACUGGGGUCAUAGGGGCAGGGGUGCUGUCUCUGGCAUGGAGCAUGGCUCAACUGGGGUGGAUUGCAGGACCCUUGGCUACGCUGCUCUUUGCAUCUAUCGUUUUCAUUUCCUCUUUUCUUCUCUGGAACUGCUACAGAACUCCUGAUCCUGAGCUUGGACCCGUCCGAAAUCGCUCCUACAUAGAGGCUGUGGACAUGAAUUUAGGGAAAAAGAAUGCAAGGGUGUGCAGCAUUUUCGUGCAAGUAGGCUUGUAUGGUAUGGGAAUAGCAUAUACAAUUACAUCUGCUAUUAGCAUGAGAGCAAUUCAAAAAUCAAACUGUUACCACACACAAGGGCAUAAGGCUGCAUGUUAUUAUGAAGAUACUUACUAUAUGCUAGCUUUCGGAGUUGUUCAAUUAAUACUGUCUCAGAUACCUAAUUUUCACAACAUUCACUGGCUGUCGGUAGUUGCUGCAAUCAUGUCCUUCGCUUAUGCUUUCAUUGGACUUGGACUUGGCAUUGCUAAAGUUAUUGGAAAUGGUUAUGUUAAGGGUACCAUUCGAGGAAUCUCAACAUCGACUACUGCUGAGAAAAUCUGGCUGGUAUCUCAAGCACUUGGAGACAUAGCAUUUUCCUAUCCAUACUCCCUAAUUCUUAUUGAGAUUCAGGACACUUUAAAGUCACCUCCUCAUGAAAGUCAGACCAUGGAGAAAGCCUCAAUAAUAGCAAUAUCUGCUACGACUUUUUUCUACCUCUGCUGUGGAGGACUUGGAUAUGCAGCCUUCGGAGAUGAUACACCAGGGAACAUCUUGACAGGUUUCGGAUUCUACGAGCCAUAUUGGCUCAUCGACUUUGCUAAUGCAUGCAUUGUGCUUCAUCUAAUUGGAGGAUAUCAGCUUUACAGUCAGCCACUAUUUGCAAAUGUUGAAAAAUGGAUCUCUGGGAAAUUUCCUGACAGUGGAUUCAUACACAAGGAUUUCAACUUGAAACUCCCACUUUUACCGGCUUUUCGGUUAAAUUUUCUCAGACUAUGUUUCCGGACUGUUUUUGUUGCUUCUACAACAACAAUUGGCAUGUUAUUUCCAUAUUUCAACCAAGUUUUGGGAGUGAUAGGAGGCUUCUAUUUUUGGCCUCUAUCAAUAUAUUUUCCAGUGCAGAUGUACGUUAAGCAGAGAAAUAUCGAAGCCUGGUCAAGAAAGUGGGUGGUGCUUCAAAGUUUUAGCAUUUUUUGCUUGCCCCUCACAUUGUUUGCCAUGGUCGGGUCGAUUGAAGGGCUUAUAAGUGCCAAUGCCAAAAUAAGUUAAGGAACUUGAUCGUCUCCGGUCAUGAGAAAGACAAGACACAUAUGCAUGGAAAUGCUGUUGAUUUUACUUGUAUCCGAAAUUUAUGCGACAGGCCUUGUACUUUUCAGGAGCUUGGAAAACCUGGUAUUGGAGUUAUAGUGUUGGAGUGAAAUAAACUUCUGAUAUUGUCAUCUUUCAGAAUUCAAUAGUGCAUGCCACCACUGUAAGACGACAGGCAUUUGCUAUGUGAACCCGUAGUCUCUGGAAAUGAUGAAAUUUCCUUGUCAACAUGACGGAGACUGUGUGGAUCCGCUGGUUCUCUCUUCAUCAAUCUCUCCUUUGGAUCUUAGCAACUCCGAAAGGGUUAGUUCCUUGUGUUUCAACUUUGAAAACAGCACGAGUAUAGGACAUAUAGUUUCAAAGUUCAUCCUAUGUUUCGAUGGGGAUACAAAGACAUGUGUUGUACGUAAAUUAACAGCUAUACCAAGUACUUUAAAAGUUCUGACAGUUGUAUCGGUAGUUAGGCAGCAGCAACAAGAAAAUCCCAACAGGAACAUGGAUCCUUACAAACUCACUCAUGACCAUCCAACUCGUGGGGGUAAUUUAAGAUAAAGAUGAUGAUUGUGUGCAAGAAAAGUGCUGAUGAGUCACACGUGCAAGAAAACAACCUUAAUCUGCAACUCUAAGGUGGUUUUGUGUGAGCAAAGCGGAAAGCCAACGAACACAUGCAUAACCCCAAAGGCAGUCAAUAUGGGGGAGAGA